AUGCGCUACGACGACUGGGAUGUCAUCCUUUUCCCGACUGGCCGAGACGCCAAAAUUCCCUUCAAAGAGUUCAAGGUCGCCUGCCAUGCGAUUCCCGAUGUCGAGUUGUCCCACAUUCACGGCUCAGCUGGUAUGUCGGUAAUGAUGCCGGUAAUGACCUGCUUUGUCCCGAGUUUGCCGGCCGGGUCCUCGUUCCAGAUAUCCCUUCACUGCUGGCGCAACCCCGAGAUCAGCCAAUUCACCCGGACUUACAGCAAGCACAUGGAGCUAGUCAAAUAUGAGGCCCGUAUUCUCCUCGACGGACGCUUGGUUGCUUCGACUGUCCUUGACCGCAAAGUCAACGGCCCACAUCUUAUCACUAGCACAUUUGAAUUUACCAAAACCGGCGAGCUUGAGCGACUCAAGUUUCCGCAUUUCCGUCGCGAACUUAUGUUUCAGAGCCACUGGAAUCCCGCGGACGACAUUGGUCGAAUCAAGGUCGUGAUCAGCGAAGGCUUCCCUCGGGACUCCCUCUCAGUUCCCAUUGAGAGAGUCAAGAACGUCGUGGCAUUUUCCUUUCAGCAUGCUCCUCUUGAGAUUCUCGAGGCCAAUGGCAUCGCAUGGCCCAAUCCUUCGAUGUGGCGACGUCCUUCCGCGAACCCUUCGAUGCCAGUCCCCACAUACCAAACCAACGAUGGAGCAGAUCUUCACAGCCACUCUCCACGCCGCAAGUCAUUGCUUCUUCGCAACGUCAAAAGCCAAGGGUUCCCUACUCCUCCAAUACCGGGCAGCAUCUUCCAGCCCCAAACAACGUCAGGAUAUCUUGGCAGCUCAACAUUUCCCACCCCUCUUCUUCCCCGUACUUCUGUCAAUACGUAUGCGGACCCUUUUAGUUCAUCGUCAGCAUACAUGGACUGGGUAAACUCCAUGAGCUCCAUCGUCAAUAGCGGACAGUCAAGCGAUUCAAACAACUCUUUCAAGGCCUUUUGGUCGAGCUCUACGAUGCAGGCGCGCAAGCAAACAAGUGACAUUAGCAUGCCGGAUUAUAGCGCCACCAUGGACGAAGUCGAUGACAUGAAGGUUCCGACCAAUACGCCUACAGCCUUGGAUCUAGAUCAUCAAUACCAUCUGCCUCAGCAUCGCCACGAUGCGUCGCUGCUGCCCCCGAAUCUUGCAUCCAGUCUGACACAGUCACUCUUGAACCAACCCAUUCCGCUUCCAUCGUCAGAAAUCAAGUCCAAGAAGGAGACCAGACAUCACCUGGGAAUGGGGCUAGGGGAGGUCGAUCCCAACACGGCCUUCCGAAUGGGAACACCUAUCCCCGGAUCAGGGGGUGCGGCCUGCCACUCUGCACGGUCAUCCUCCACAACAUCAUCGAGCGAAGAGUGCGGAGACCGCGGUGGGUUGUUCGGAGACAAGGGAAAGGAAAACGCUGCACCGCCGACGCUACCAGAUCAGACGGUUUUCUCUGGUAGUUCGAGAAGCACCUCAGGAGGUGAGCUUUGCUACAACAGCGGUGUCAAGAGGAACAGAACGUUUACGCCUGCGAGUGCGAGGGCCAUUGAUGAUGAGGAUGAGCCAAGAAGGGCUAGUCCCCAUGUCCGGGUUGCCGAUUAUGCUAGUGACAGUGAGACUCUUGGGACGUCCGUUGCUUGA
Molecule: messenger RNA, 1635 nt
Organism: Podospora anserina S mat+
Lineage: Eukaryota; Fungi; Ascomycota; Sordariomycetes; Sordariales; Podosporaceae
Exons: 4
Coding region: 1-1635 (544 amino acids)
Source: RefSeq, a predicted model, not a curated record